AAACACUUCCUCAGGUGUUCUUCCUCUUCCUCUGUCUAUUUUCUUCUCUUUCUUCCUUUUCAAAACUGCAACUCUCCCUUUUUGCUGAGUUUUUUUUUUUUGUCCCAAUAACUAAGAAAAAAUGGAGAAGUUGAGAUGUUGUGGCAACUUCCUUGAGAACUCCAAACCUUAUUUUGCGAUGAUUUCAUUGCAAUUCGGGUAUGCCGGUAUGAAUAUUAUCACCAAAGUUUCACUUAACAGAGGCAUGAGCCACUACGUCCUUGUUGUCUAUCGCCAUGCUUUUGCCACUGCAGUCAUAGCUCCCUUUGCUUUGAUUUUCGAAAGGAGAGGACAACCAAAGAUAACAUUCCCAAUUUUCAUGCAAAUAUUUAUCCUAGCUCUUCUUGGGCCUGUGAUUGAUCAGAACUUCUACUAUGCUGGGUUGAAAUAUACAUCUCCAACUUUCUCAUGUGCUAUGAGCAAUAUGCUGCCUGCAAUGACAUUUGUCAUGGCUGUUAUGUGCAGGAUGGAGAAGAUUGAUGUAAAGAAAGUGAGAUGCCAAGCAAAGAUAGUGGGAACAACAGUGACUGUGGCAGGGGCAAUGUUGAUGACAUUGUAUAAAGGACCCCUUGUUGAAUUAUUUUGGAGUAAGAAUAUCCAUCCUAGGCAAUCAUAUGUCACUGACACUACUGGAACUACUGACAAAGAUUGGAUCAAAGGCUGCAUCCUCCUCAUCAUUGCCACGCUUGCUUGGGCUUCGCUCUUUGUCUUACAGGCAAAAGCGUUGAAGACGUACAAGAAUCAUCAACUUUCUCUAACAUCAUUGAUGUGCUUUGUGGGCACUCUUCAAGCUAUUGUUGUGACAUUUGUGAUGGAGCGCAAGGCCUCAGUUUGGCAAAUUGGUUGGGACAUGAACCUCCUUGCUGCAGCCUAUGCUGGAAUUGUGACAUCAAGCAUAUCAUACUAUGUUCAAGGACUGGUGAUAAAGAAAAGAGGUCCAGUAUUUGCCACUGCUUUUAGCCCUUUGAUGAUGAUCAUAGUUGCAAUCAUGGGCUCUUUCAUCCUAGCAGAAAAGAUUUUUCUUGGAGGGGUGAUAGGUGCCAUUUUGAUAGUAAUAGGGCUUUAUUCAGUGCUAUGGGGAAAGCACAAGGAAAACAAAGAGAAAGAGAUUAAGGAGGAGAUCCCAGAACCAAUUAAAGAUAUCCUAGCAAACCAUGGCAACACCAUCUUGGUGAUUGGAGAUAUUGAAGCAAAUCAAGUUGAACUGCAAAAAUCAGAAGCCAAUAACAAGCUUUCAGCAGUUGCCAUAACCAUGCCAAUGCCAGAAUCCCCCUUCAAAGCCAACCAAGACCAAAAAUAAUUCAAGUUUAAUUUUCAAUUGGGAAAUUUUGUUUCUAUCAUUUUUAAAAUAUGCAAGAUAGAUAUUAUGUCAUAUAUGGGGCCCUUUUUUUCUCUGAUUAUUAUAAAAGUAAUGUUGUAAGCUAAUGCUUUUGUAAGGAGCCUGUUCUGAAUGAAAAUAUGAGAGAAUCCCAGAAUCUCUUUUUCUUUUAUGUGAUCAGAAUUUGUUUGUGUCUUAAAUAAAAAGGAAACUUUUUGGUUGGG
This is a messenger RNA of Durio zibethinus, 1581 nucleotides long. Its product is annotated as WAT1-related protein At5g07050. Gene Ontology annotation, cellular component: membrane. Lineage: Eukaryota; Viridiplantae; Streptophyta; Magnoliopsida; Malvales; Malvaceae. The record is from RefSeq and is a predicted model, not a curated record. Gene Ontology annotation, molecular function: transmembrane transporter activity.